This is a messenger RNA of Phlebotomus papatasi, 2782 nucleotides long. RefSeq lists its product as uncharacterized. NCBI's taxonomy places the organism in Eukaryota, Metazoa, Arthropoda, Insecta, Diptera, Psychodidae. The record is from RefSeq and is a predicted model, not a curated record. Bases 1677 to 2678 code for a protein of 333 amino acids. The transcript is spliced from 3 exons.
AACCGAUUGAGCGAGAGUCUACUGUAGAACAAUUUUUAUUUGGUCUUUUUUCAAUAUUAUCGUAUUAUAGUAAUUUCCCCAACAAAUUCCAUUUAUUUCACAAUAAAUUACAUUGAUAUGUUCUCUAAAGUUAUUUAUCUUAAUUUAGGGAAAGUGAAUUUCAUAUGAAUACCGUUACAUUUUUGAAAAUAUUGUUCAAAUUUGAGGAGUGAGAAAUGUCAUCUAUACCCCCCAAAUGUUCAAAUUUGAGGAACUCUACUGUACACUAAAGCCCUCUAAAGUUAUAAAUGUGUCACUUAAACCUAAACUUUUGAUCUUGGAUUAAAAACUCCACAAAUAGUGUUGCCGCAUCCCGACGGAGCUUUCCCUCCGAAAACACCUUUCUAAAGGAAAACACUUAAAAUACCUUUUUUCGCCACUUUUCCCGGUAAUGGUGUCUACACACUAGUAAAAAUUUUCGUCAAAAAUGGCCUUUUUUAAAAAAUUCUGACGUUUUUGCUUACAAGGAUAGGGUAAAUUUUCUUUCCGAGCUAGAAUGGGUCAAAAAUUCAAUUUUCAAAUGGCUAUAUCUCCAGUUCUGAUUGUCUGAACUUGAAAAAUUUUGGUGUUUUGGAAAACUCUCGUGAAGUACUACAAGCCCUAUGACAUACUAAUUUCAUUCGAUUUAAUCGAAGGUCCGAUUAAUCGAAAAAACGAUUUUCGAUUAUUCGAUCUCGAAUAUUUCGAAAACUAGAUUUCCUCCCUCAAUGUUCCCUGACCAGAGCUAUAACCAAAAAUGUCUUGACCGGACUGCAUUUUUGGUGUUUCUUGACAAAAUUUUAGUAUAUAUUAUAUCUGAGAUCAAGAUCUUUCUAACGAUGGGUCCCAUCCGUCUCUACCCUAACCCACUGUACCCCGACCCUUACUAUAUCCAAAUGAACCGAACUCUAUCUCUAUAAUGUUUAUUAACCGAUUUCAAUGAACUUUUUUUUUCUUUUGUUGGCCUUCCCCACCCUGACUAUUUAAAAUAGUAAAUGACUAUCUUUCUCUAUGAGUUUAGACAGGGGCCCAUCAAGCCUAAUAAAAAGUGAAGAUUAUUUGUCACUUUUCCUUGUAAAAAUUUUGCAGAAAUUGCAAAGCGAAUUAAACAAAUUUGCUCAUAGUUCCUGUAUUUUUUCGGCGACCAUUAUGAAAUAUGUAUUUUUAGGAAAAAACUUGCCAUUAGUCUUCAGUGCCUCUAUGCAAAAACGUAUGGAAAAAUGAAAUGUCGAUAGGCUCCUGGUUGAACUGCUAAAGAACUUUAUUAAUUGUAGAUAAGUAAUGCGAAAGUAUUUUCAGGAUGUAGCAUUUAAGACACGAGUUCAAGCUGGGUUUAAAACUGGUAGUGGUGGCCCAACAAGAUUACUCUUUGUUAAGGAUGUGUUGUUGUACUCUUAGCUAAGGAUCGCCUGACAUUCUGUAAGAGCGCACUAUAGUAAGGCACAUAAGCUCUCUCCCUAAUGCUCAUCGUAAGGCAUGUUCACUAAUAGGUUUUCUUAAAGAUGCGCGUACACCCUUCACCCCCCACUCUCAGAGAGCUAGCCCCAAGUGACAAGGCACAUUACGUACCCAAUCAGUCUUUGGGGAUUCAUUAAAUCGGCAGGGAUUUUAGCCGCGGAACCGAUUAGUCUAACAAUACCUAAUUAUUUAAGUUUAAGAUGUUAUAUAAGAAUUUCUACUUUUUAUAUCUCACAGAUUUGGACAAAAAUACCAAACCAGUAUACAAAAAAAUGUUUCUGCAAAAGAUGAAGAGAUUUGUUAAGAUUGUGUCUAUUCUUUUGGUGCUUGUGCUCUCACAAUGUUUUGCUGCUGUAAAUUCGAAAACAGCUCAAGAAAUCUCUCCUAAUGGGAUUCAUGAUCUUUGGAACAAGUGUAAUAGUGCAGUAGAACUGGAAACUUUGGUCGGAAAUGUUGGAAGGUUUAUGAAGGCACUACUUUUCAAGAAUAAUGAACACUGCGAGGAUCGUUUGCAGGACAACUUUUUUUUAAUAAUCGAUAAGACGGCAGUCAAAUUUGCAGAUUUUCCAAAGGAGUGCUUGAUGUAUAUCCAUGAAACAUCAGAUCCAAUGCUUAACGUGCAGAAACGUUAUGUCAUACCAUCUAGAAACCAAAACCAAUACGUUGUGGUUGAGUUAGUACUGGAAGAUCUUCAAUACGUCAUAGAAAUUUUGGACCUCAAGCCGGUACUAGAACCGGUAUUUAAUCCAGCAACACACCAUGAUGUUUUCACAGCUGAUCUUUCGGGUCAACUCAAAAUUAAACACAACACGACAACAUAUAUAGAUUUUGACGCUCACACGAUAUUUCACACUUUGGGUCUACGGAGCAUUGAUGAGAUUAGAAAAUCUCUCUACUACCCGACAUUGGAACCAAUUAUUCUUCCAAAUAAAUACAAACCUGGAGGAACCUACAACAUUUCUUGGAAUACCGUCAUGAUCCCCUACGAAGCUGAAGUUCGAUUGAGGUUGAGGACAUGUUACACAAAUGGCAAUACAGCAAACGUCUUUGCUAUGAUUGUGCAGGAGAAGAUUCUCAAUGAGACAAUUAGGGUAGAAAGUAUUCUAACAAAUCUUUCUGGGGCAUCAAAUGACAUUGCUGUUUCAUCUCUUCUGCUAGCUCUUGUAGCUCUUAUUUCUGCAGUAUCAAAAUUUCUAGAUUAAAAUUUGAAACAGAAUAAAAACUCACUGCAGAUUAAAAAGCACAAAUUAAAUAUAUGGGUUUGUUUAUGAGCAGAGCAAAAACAAUAAAGUCCAUUAGCAGCACA